AUGAAGAUCCCUGAGUUCGCUGCCAGCAACUGUGAUGUGGAGCACGACGACACUGUGGACAGCACCAUCGACUGUGAAGACAUGACUGAACGCUGUGGUCUCCUGAAUGAGACGAUCUUCAGUUCCUGUCACAGCCACACCGACCCAACGCCCUACAUAACCGCCUGCGCCGACACUUUGUGCAGUUAUCCUGACGUGGACGGUCUCUACUGUCAGUUCAUGGAGGCCUACGCCAGAGCCUGCAGCCUGCGGAGCAACGACACACUGGACUGGAGGACAGAAACGGGCUGCUCCUCCCCUCAGGUCUUCUGUCAGGACAGGAUCUGCAGUGACCACGAGUUCUGUGCUCAGACAGUCGGUGGUGAACCCGCCUGCUUCUGUCGCGCCAUUUUUGCCUCCCCGUACAGAUCGACAGACUCUUAUGGUGAGCCAAUGGUCUGCGACCAGACCUCUGCUUCAGUUACUCUGGUCGGGUGUCUCCUGGAGGAAAAAGGCUUUGACUACACAGCAUUACAUCUCAAUGAUGAGACCUGCAGGGGUGAGACAGACGAGCUGACCCACAUGGUGACCUUCAGCUUCAACAGCAGCAACACCUGUGGGGCCGUGGUCACGGCAAACAACAGCCAACUGAUCUACAAGAACACCAUCACCAGCUCCUCUGAUGUCAUCAGUCACAACCAAGUUAACAUCAACUUCACCUGUGUCUUUACUCAGCCAGACAUCAACAGUAGGUCCUUCAGAUUCAGAGACAGGUGAACAGUGGCUGUAAACUUUGUGUUUUGAAGUUGGUUGCCAGGAUGUUUGUGAGUUUAAGGCAGCUGAAGUGUGUGCACUCUGCAGCUCUGUAGUCCAGCAGAUCACAUCUGGAUCUU
Molecule: messenger RNA, 872 nt
Organism: Scatophagus argus
Lineage: Eukaryota; Metazoa; Chordata; Actinopteri; Scatophagidae
Product: mucin-2-like
Exons: 6
Coding region: 1-756 (251 amino acids)
Source: RefSeq, a predicted model, not a curated record